Molecule: messenger RNA, 1715 nt
Organism: Doryrhamphus excisus (bluestripe pipefish)
Lineage: Eukaryota; Metazoa; Chordata; Actinopteri; Syngnathiformes; Syngnathidae
Gene: sdf2l1
Product: stromal cell-derived factor 2-like 1
Source: RefSeq, a predicted model, not a curated record
ACGACACUUUACUUCCUUGUUUUUGCACAUGUCACAGAGUCAUUGGCUGAAACAAGCUAUGACGUAAGCCGUGCGUGGUCCUACCAAAGACUAUCGUUCCUACUUUCUUGAUUUAUCGAAGCAGAGCAGACUCCUAACGAUGGAGAUAAGCCAGGGGCUUUUUGUCAAAGUGGUGGUGUUUUUUCUGUCGUGGUCACACUAUGAAGGAAAAGAGUCGGAGUUUAAAGAUGUCACCUGCGGGUCUCUAGUGAAGCUCCUAAACACCAGACACAACGUCCGCCUGCAUUCCCACGAUGUGAAAUACGGCUCAGGGAGCGGCCAACAGUCUGUAACUGGAGUGGAAAGCGCAGAUGACGGCAACAGCUAUUGGCAGAUACGAGGAAAGCCCGAUCACCCAUGCCAGCGCGGGACGGCGAUUAAAUGUGGUCAAGCUAUACGCUUCACACACAUGAAGACUGGUCGUAAUCUUCAUACGCAUCACUUCACCUCACCCUUGUCUAAUAAUCAGGAGGUCAGUGCAUUUGGGGAAAAUGGCGAGGGCGAUGACUUGGACGUUUGGACAGUGCAGUGCGACGGCAUCCUUUGGGAACGCAAUGAUGCUGUGCGCUUCAAACAUAUCGGCACCGAUGUUUUCCUGAGUGUGACGGGAGAGCAGUACGGCCACCCCAUCCGCGGCCAACGGGAAGUACAUGGUAUGACCUCACCCAACCAGCAUAACUGGUGGAGAGUCAUGGAAGGCGUCUUCAUCCAGCCGAGCCAGGACCCACUGCGUCACGAUGAACUCUGAAUAGUCCGUGUGAUGGGGGAAUCCUGCUUUGACGACGUCACUGUGUGUCUAUUAAAGUGGAACCUCGGUCGUCCUUAAUGUGUUCCAAAAGGGCCAAUAAAAACCGAAGCUAUUUUUUUCCAUGGUUAAUCAUGGAAAUGUAAUUACUUCAUUCCAGAUAUCCAAAAAUAUGAACCAAAAAAAACAUUUUACAGUGAAUAAUUCUACUUUUACAUCCAGGAAACAAUGCAAAUGCGGACUGAAAUGAGGGAACAUUUACAGGGGUGUAAAUCGAAGAACCACACGGACACUUUUUCAUUCUUGUCCGUUACAAAGUUGAAACAGUGGACGGUUAGCGCUCUCUUGAACUUUAUUGUACAAUCAUUUUUACACACACACUUUCUGCUAUGUUGCUUUUUUUUUGUUUCUUUUUUUCGAUUCACAAAAAAAUUAUUUGCUAGCCGGAAUCUGUUGAUAGUGUCCCAUCUGUUGAUAGUGUCCCACCUCUAAGCUUUCUUCAGAAUCACCAAUAUGGGGAUGCGUUGUUUAACCCUACAACAACCGAGAUAGUAUUUCAAAACCAAGGACAUUUUUUUUUUUCGUCUGUAGUUUACGAAAGUGUGAUGUGGAAGAACAUGACAAACCUGCUCGCACCCCCAACCAUCAUACACCAGCGGCACCAAUGAAGAGUCUGCUCAUCCGCUUCCUUAUUUCUUUUUCACAUUUUCUAUGUCAUGAACUUGGAAUAUAUUGAGGUUGUGAAUGUUCCUCACUUCUUUAUUUAUUAGUGAAAGAAAACGUCAAUUUUUCAUGUACUUCAUUUUCAACCGCUCACCUCUUGUUGACACUCCAGAAGCCGCUUUAGAUAUUGUUGUUAUAUUGUGUGUAGUGGUUGAGUUACCAAUCAUUAUAAAAGUUUUUUUUUUGAGGGGAGAAGGGGAUAUUUGUA